This is a messenger RNA of Manduca sexta (tobacco hornworm), 1358 nucleotides long. RefSeq names its product UDP-glycosyltransferase UGT5. NCBI's taxonomy places the organism in Eukaryota, Metazoa, Arthropoda, Insecta, Lepidoptera, Sphingidae. Gene Ontology annotation, molecular function: UDP-glycosyltransferase activity. The record is from RefSeq and is a predicted model, not a curated record.
AAUACAAUAAUAGAUAACCAUAUUAAAUAGUCAGUUGACGACAGACGGACGCGUCCGAUAUGUACAAAAUUAUAUUGUUAUCUGUGUUCAUUGUAAAUGUAUCGGCUUAUAAUGUGCUUGUUGCGUUCCCUUACCCUGGGAAAAGCCACUCCAUCCUUGGAGAGGGAUAUGUGAAGCUACUUCUGGAAGCUGGACAUGAUGUGACGUAUAUAACGCCGUUUUUGAUAAAACCAUCACAUCCGAAACUUCGGCAAAUUGACGUUUCGUCUAACAUAGAAUUGUUUCCUUUUGAAUCAACACUAGAUAUAAAAAAAAUUAUAGAUGGUGAAGUAGACUUCAGUGACAUGGGAAUGAUGUACAGUUUAAUGCAUGAUAUAGCUAAUGAUGCGGUGAUGCAUCCGAAUAUUCAAAAAUUUAUGUCAGACAGCAACGAACGGUUCGAUGUGGCUAUAGUCGAAUGGCUGUACUCUGACGUAUAUAGUGGGUUCUCAACUGUAUUCAACUGUCCGUUCAUUUGGUCAUCAUCUAUGGAGCCUCAUCCAAUGAUCUUGAGGCUAAUUGAUGAUAUGCCGAAUCCAGCUUACACGCCAGACCACAUGUCACCCUUAAAUCCACCGCUGACAUUUCGGCAGAGAGUGGAAGGACUGUGGAAUAUACUGAAGGUCUCUUAUUCCAGAUGGACAAUGGCGGACAGAGUGUUAAGUUCUUAUAACAAUGGUUACGGCCCAGCUAUGGCUAAGAGAGGAAGACGGUUACCCUUCGACGAAGUGAAGUACAACGGCUCUUUGGUUAUAGGAAAUUCUCAUGUUUCAUCUGGUUUGGCGCUACAAUUGCCGCAAAAUUACAUUCCUGUCGCAGGAUAUCACAUCAAUCCUAAAGUUGUACCUUGCCUAAAGUAAAAUUUACAAGAAUUAAUGGACAAAUCCAGCGAAGGAGUUAUUUACUUCAGUAUGGGAUCAAUGAUGAAGGGAAAGACAAUGCCAAAUGAAAUGAAAAGGCAGUUUCUGAAAACGUUCAGCGGUUUGAAACAAACAGUCAUUUGGAAGUUGGAAGAAGAUUUACCGAACUUGCCUAAGAAUGUUCAUAUUGUACAGUGGGCGCCUCAGCAGAGUAUUCUUGCACAUCCCAACUGCGUUCUCUUUAUUACCCACGGAGGACUUCUUUCUACAACAGAGACUUUACAUUUUGGUGUUCCCAUCAUUGGCAUCCCAUUAUUUGCUGAUCAGUUCAUAAACACCAAGAGAGCUGUCACUAAAGGGUUUGCUAUUGAAGUUAAUAUUGGUUAUGAUACGCCAGCGAAGCUCGGAGGUGCUAUACAAGAAAUUCUUGGAAAUCCUAAAUACCGAGAGAAAGUCAAA